AUGAGAGUUGUAGCAACGGGUAGGGGUACAUCCGAUCAGGCUAACACAAGAAAAUGCACAUGUUCCAAGAAGACCAAAUUUUUGUUUCGUAGUUUUCUCUUUCUAAGAGCGGGGUAACAAACCCAAACGAGAACUUCGCGGUUGAGUUCUCAUCCGGCCGGCCGGCCGGAUGUAAACUCAACCACAUCUGUGGCGGAUUGAAAUCGGCCGGCCGGUCGUCCGGGUCCUCUUCUUCCCUCCUGGUCGACGGCCUCACUCUUCUUCUUGUCACCCCCCAGCUGCGCAGUUUCACUACGCAGAAAGCCCGAGCUUUGUCAUGCAAAAGCUGCGGCAAGUGCCUGAACCCAAGAAGCAGAAGCUGCGUUGUUUGCUACUUCUCCUGCGAGUCGCCGGAAAAGGCGAAGAGCCUGGGGACCCAGAGGAUGGGGGCACAGCCCAAAGCGGGCGCGCAGCGCUGAGUGACCAUGCCGGCUGCGGCCGGGCGCCGACGAACCCCACAAGGAAGCAACGCAACAGCGUACAACUUGCGCGCGCGGGCCGUCCUGAUGUGCCACCUUCGCGUGUAGGAAAAGAUAAAGAUUGCUAGGGCGCCAGUAGCCCGGCGGAGGUACACAGGGGGGCGGCCCAGGCCAUUUGCAUUGUCCCUGCUACCGGGUGGGGGUAGCUUUGGAGCCCGACGGACGCGCCGCAGGAUUCGGGCGCCGGCAGAAAGGGCAGCGCGCGCGGCGCGUCGGAGAUUGGUUGCCCGGCGCGCCGAGCGAGGCCCCGCCUCCCAUCGCGCAAGUCGGUGGACGCGCGAAGCGCGUCCGACCCGGGUCCGGCGCAAAUGCCAACUGCUGCGCCGAAGCAAGCAUUAGCCAGCGGAGAGGCGCGCGGACGCGCUUUCUGGGCCGGCGAUUGCAGCGUACAACCACAACGGGCGCGCGUUGCGCGCCCCGCGAAAUUUUGCCUAUUGCGUGUGCGAGCCCCGCGAAUGUUUUUGCAUUCAAUUCUUUCGAAUUCCACCCAGAAGCCAAAAGGCAUAGCGCAGUCCAACUAUGAAAGCGCGUCCGCGGCGGGCACGCACAAUGCGCCACCUUUAAAAUUUAACUUCUGCGCCGCUGCAUAGCGUAGCUUCCCUGUAUUCGCAGCGGGCGCGCGCAGCGUGCCCAGAGAAUUUUUGUGUUGGUUGCACACGGCCCCCGGCGAAAGGGGAGUGAGGGGGGCGUCGGUCUCUAGCAGGCCGCUCCCCCCCUUUCGCCCGAGCGAAAGGCGGGCCAAUUUUUGCCAGAAGAUGACCAGGACGACCGGCCGGUCGAUUUCCGCCGCUGAUGUGGUUGAGUUCUCAUCCGGCCGGCCGGCCGGAUGAGAACUCAACCGCGAAGUUCUCGUUUGGGUUUGUUACCCCGCUCUAAUUAGUUUCACUGAUUUUACCAACAUCUUCACACACCCCAGUUUGCACCCUUUCGCUUUCCGAACAAUCCCAAUCGUAGUUUACGUAAAGUAUUAUUUCUGUCAAAUGAAAAGGCACAAGAACCUCAAAGCUAGUUUUCCUAUCCGAGGGAAGUUGCCCCAGUUUCAUACUGUCGGAAGUCCGCCGAGACGCGGAAUAACGGAGCACCACCAUCUGGGCGGCGCUGGAGUCAAUUUGUCAACGGGUGGAGGCAGUAGUCAUAAAUCUACCAGCACAACUGCCAGAGGAGGACUACAAAUCAUCGGAACGAACAAUAGCUACAGCAACAGUAGAUGAUGAGUUGCUUGCUUUUUGUCGUGUCACUCCAUGGCUGAAGAGUUUUUGAUAAAAAUUUCGAUCCAUCGUAGAGAGAGUAUAUAUCUGCACUUGCAUAUGUGAUUGUCAGCCUUUUGCUGCAUUUCGAGUUUGUAUGGCACGGGACUGAACCUUUUUCGCUUGACGUGGUUGGUCCACGAGUUUUUUUGCACACGUGCUAAGGAGAGCCCGAGGAUGCUACAGAGCCUAAGCUUGGCUGGAUUCCGUCUUGACGGAACAAAAUAAACAAUUGUGGAGCUUGAGCUUGCGUAUGUUUUUUAAAUUUAGCACAUACCGCGUCAGCUGGUGCAGGGUGGUCACCGUUCUUUGAACAGAGGAAUAGGAAAAGUCAUUCGAAAUGUUAAAAUCUCGACAGCUGAGCAACAAAAAAAAAAGAACGAGUGCUAGAACACACUAGCUGCUUGCUCUCUCAUGCAAUUUUCUGCUACUUUGCUGCGGUUGAUUCAAAACCAACGUGAACGUACGAAGCUUCUCCCUUUUGCAGUUCCCACUUUCGAGAGCGAUAUCGUACUUAUUUUUCCACCAGCUUUGCUUUCGCCUUUUGUCAUGACCGGUUCGCUGUUCACUACAUGUACAUUCACGACGAGAACUGAAAACAUUGGUCCGGUCGUAGUUUCAUGCUGCUACUUGGUGGUCGCCGACAUUUUGAUCGUAAUCGGUAUCAAGACGAAGACUGGGAGAGAUAGAUGAGAUGAAAUCUUUGGUAGUCCGAGGUGCGGAG
This is a messenger RNA of Amoebophrya sp. A120, 2489 nucleotides long. NCBI's taxonomy places the organism in Eukaryota, Dinophyceae, Syndiniales, Amoebophryaceae. The record is from the annotation of a GenBank genome assembly.